AUGUCCGGCCCUGAUACUAAUGCGUUACAGCGCGAGAGAUCUCGCUCGCCUCGCCGCGGUCGAUCAAAGAGUCCAGGACGUUCGGGCCGUCGCCGAUCAUACUCUCCACGGAGCCGGUCUCGCAGCCGUGACGACUAUCGUAGAACGGACAGACGCUCACGAUCUCCGAUGACUGGAGCAGGAGCGCCAGCGGGAGGACCGGGCUCGGGUUACGGGGGUCAGCCUCAGCGAUCAUAUGAGGAACGGGCUGCGGCACGAGAGCAGAUGAUGAACAACAUCCGCGACACCUCACAACAGGACCGCCGCGUCUACGUCGGCAACCUCUCUUACGACGUCAAAUGGCACCACCUCAAGGAUUUCAUGCGACAGGCUGGAGAGGUUAUCUUCGCCGAUGUUUUAUUGCUUCCGAACGGAAUGUCGAAGGUGGGCUUCUACACAAUUGUGGAAUAUGCUACAAGAGAGCAAGCGCAGACUGCUGUUGCAACCCUCAGCAACCAGAACCUGAUGGGCCGCCUCGUCUACGUUCGUGAAGAUCGGGAAGCGGAACCACGAUUUAUCGGAGCCACCGGAGGCCGCGGCGGGUAUGCCGGCAACGCAAUGCAAGGCGGCUACGGUGGAGCUGCUGGCGGAGGCGGUUACGGCGGAGUCGGCGGGGGUGCUGGUGGCCUUGGUGGUGGUGCCGCUCCCAUGGGUGGUGGCAAUCGCCAGAUCUACGUAUCCAACCUACCCUAUACUGUCGGGUGGCAGGAUCUAAAGGAUCUGUUCCGUCAAGCCGCUCGGAACGGUGCUGUAGUCCGAGCUGACGUCCACCUCGGCCCAGAUGGCAGACCCAAGGGAUCCGGCAUCGUCAUGUUUGAGCAUCCUGACGAUACCCGUAACGCCAUUCAACAAUUCAACGGCUACGACUGGCAAGGUCGGCUGCUUGAGGUCCGCGAGGACAGAUUUGCCCAUCCAGGAGCCGGUGGUGGAUUCGGCCGGGGCGGCUUUGGCGGUCGUGGCGGCUUUGGAGGCGGCUUUGGCGGCCGAGGAGGCUUUGGUGGUGGUCGCGGUGGAUUCGGCGGUGGCUAUGGCGGCGGACGUGGAGGAUAUGGCGGUGGUGGCGGCGGCGUCGGCGUCGCCCCCGGCGGAUUCGAUGCUGCCGGUAGUGCUGCUCCCACCACACAAGCACCGAACGCGUUCACCGAUUUCGCUACUGCAGGUACCGACCCGAGCGAGAUCAUCUACGUCCGAAAUCUCCCUUGGUCCACAAGCAAUGAGGAUCUCGUAGAGCUCUUCACAACCAUCGGAAAGGUUGAGCAAGCUGAGAUCCAGUACGAGCCUAGCGGACGAUCACGAGGUACCGGUGUUGUCCGCUUUGACAGCGCGGCUACAGCCGAGACAUCCAUCCAGAAGUUCCAAGGCUACCAGUAUGGAGGACGACCGCUCGGACUGAGCUUCGUCAAGUACCUUACCCCUGGUGCAGGUGGUGACAGCAUGGACACGGAUCAUGGUGGUCUCACCCAGGACCAGAUCAUGUAG
Messenger RNA from Anthostomella pinea, 1518 nucleotides. The record is from the annotation of a GenBank genome assembly. Lineage: Eukaryota; Fungi; Ascomycota; Sordariomycetes; Xylariales; Xylariaceae.